GUUGCCGUCAACUGCCUGAGGGCAACAAACUUCUAGUUUCCUUCGAUGGAGAAACUUUGAAGGUGCCUGCUUUUCAAGUACCGUAUCCCGGUAAAAAGGAUUUUCUUUGUACCUUGUUUCGCAAUCGAUUGAUGGGAAAUUGUUGAAUUGAGAGGACAAAAGAGAAAUACGAUGACAAAACGAACGUUUGCACAAAUCAAUUACAACCCAUGCUUUCAAUUUGGUGCACAUCAAGCUGCGGAAAUUGAUUAUUCAACUGUUAUGAGUAUACACGGCGAUCAUAUUAAUGAAGUUCACAAUAUUCCUAUAGAAGAACUGAUUCAACCUUUUCAUUCGAGUAUUGAUGAAAGUAAAGUUAAAUCUUUGAUGCAAACUAUUCAGGAUCAUAUUGAUGAUGUACCACCUAUUGAUGUUAUAUGGAUAAAAGGGAGACUUGGUGGAAAUUACUAUUAUUGUUUUGGAGGAUGCCACAGGCUGGAGGCUCAUAAAAGAUUGAUCAAAGGAACUAUAAGAGCUAAAUUGAUUAAAGCAAAUAUUGCAGCACUUAAAGUAUUUCUUGGGUCAUCCACGCCCGAUCUGAAGUGAAGACUACAGUAUUUUUUUCUAUGAUCACAAAGAUUACUAUGAAAGAGGUGUAAACUGCAAACUUUUACAUCUUAAAGCUUUAGCAUUUUUCCAUUUCAGAAGAUUUGCUGGAAGCUGUAGUUCUGUGCCAAACAAAUGUUAAAAGAGGCUGCCUUCCUCUGAUACUUUGUCUGAUAUUAAUAAAGUUGGUAGUAAGCAUAUAUUCAUUUGUAACAACUCAAAAACAAUAUUUAAUAUACCGGUAGUACAUUACCGGUAACUCAACCAACAUUUUUUAAUUGAUUAGUCAUGUUUAAAUGAGCAUUGAACAUUGCACGCUGAACAGUUUUGUUUUUAUUGUUUGCUCAGUAAUGGUGACGAUAUGCCUCAGUGUUAUGCCAGUUUUUAUAAUUCUUAACUUUUAUUAUAUUAUUUGUUUUAACAUGCAGUUAUAGACAGUAAACAACUUUACAUUAUAUUUUACAUUUAGCAAUAAUGUUUUCAGCAUUUUUUCAUCCAAAACCAAACCCUCAAAAGUAAUUGUUGCAAUAUGUUUGGAAGUUUUUUCAGCUUGAGAGAAUUAAAAGGGGAUUAAGCUACCUCAUUUUUGUUUAGUAUUUCUACAUGAUAUUAUGAUUUUAUAUUAUAACAAAAUGAAUUUUAAGAACUAAGUAAA
Molecule: messenger RNA, 1240 nt
Organism: Styela clava
Lineage: Eukaryota; Metazoa; Chordata; Ascidiacea; Stolidobranchia; Styelidae
Source: RefSeq, a predicted model, not a curated record